AUGGCUUUACGCUCACAACUCCUGCGCAUCGUAAACAAUGGACAACAAAUACGACACCUUCACGAGUUGAAUUCAAAGGAGCGCGCAGGAGUGGAAAAACUUCGUGAUGUGUUAGGAGAUAGACUGAAAGAGAUCAAACGAGCAAAGACUUGGAAGCAUGAACGGAUCAUUACCUCUCCCCAAGACAGAACGGUGACAGUUAAAGGUGCUGAAGGAGAAUUCCUGAACUUCUGCGCAAAUAAUUAUUUAGGUUUAUCGAAUCACCCUGAAGUGGUAACAGCUGCUCAAGAAAGUUUAAGCAAGUAUGGAGCUGGCCUUAGUUCGGUGCGUUUUAUUUGUGGAACGCAAAGUUUACAUAAGGAACUAGAAAACCGGUUGACUAAAUUCCAUCAACGCGAAGACACGAUCUUGUAUGGGUCCUGUUUUGAUGCAAAUGCUGGGCUAUUUGAGGCGAUGUUAACGCCCGAAGAUGCUGUAUUUUCAGAUGCCUUGAACCAUGCCUCUAUCAUCGACGGCAUUCGACUUUGUAAGGCCCAGAAGUUCCGGUACCCACAUCGGGAUCUGAGUGAAUUGGAACAUUUGCUCGCGCACUCCGAAGCUCGUAUAAAGCUGAUUGUUACUGAUGGAGUCUUUUCGAUGGAUGGUAACGUGGCACCGGUGAAGGGUCUGAGGGAUUUGGCAGACCGAUACAGAGCCCUCUUAGCAAUUGAUGAUAGUCAUGCUACGGGAUUCUUUGGAGCUACUGGCAGGGGUACAGAAGAGUUCUGUGGUCUUAUGGGUGCUGCUGACAUCAUCUGUUCAACCCUGGGUAAAGCCGUGAGUGGAGCUGCGGGGGGCUACACCACCGGUCCCAAAGAACUCAUCACUUUACUCAGAAAUGUUUCGAGACCAUAUCUGUUCUCCAAUGCACCGCCGCCACCUGUCGUUGGAGCUUCUUUGAAGGCUCUUGACGUAGUAGAACGCAGCAACGAACUCCGUGAGCGGCUGCAUCAGAACACCAAGGCCUUCCGCGAGGGUAUGCAGGCUGCGGGUCUGACGGUAGCUGGUGACGGCCAUCCCAUCUGCCCCGUUAUGGUUGGAGAAGCUCCGUUGGCUGUAGAACUUGCUUCUGGGAUGUUAGUUAAAGGCGUCUACGUGGUAGCAUUCAGUUACCCAGUAGUACCGAAAGGGCAGGCGCGAGUGCGGGUGCAAAUAAGCGCUGCCCACACCGAAGAAGACAUUAAAAUGGCAGUUGACGCAUUCGCGGAGGUCGGAACUAAGAUCGGGCUUAUCAAGAAAUAA
Messenger RNA from Pieris macdunnoughi, 1281 nucleotides. The record is from the annotation of a GenBank genome assembly. NCBI's taxonomy places the organism in Eukaryota, Metazoa, Arthropoda, Insecta, Lepidoptera, Pieridae.